This is a messenger RNA of Trichosporon asahii var. asahii CBS 2479, 2244 nucleotides long. RefSeq lists its product as uncharacterized. Lineage: Eukaryota; Fungi; Basidiomycota; Tremellomycetes; Trichosporonales; Trichosporonaceae. The record is from RefSeq and is a predicted model, not a curated record. The coding region runs from base 1 to 2244 and encodes 747 amino acids. The transcript is spliced from 4 exons.
AUGCUCACAGACUUGCUCAAGGACAUCAAACCUGCGCCAACACUCAGGCUGGGGUCAGCCUCAGUUUCUGGCUUUAAGGACGCUCCGUUGCACAUGCACAUGUUGGGCGGGGUGUGUGUGGGGUUACAUGCGCGCCAGGCUCGACGCGGUGUGCCUCGCGCGUCCGAUCACGUACCCCCUCCCCCUCCCCCUUCCAUUGACCCUCACCUCCCUAUCGUCCCUCAGGCCUCUCGUCCCUCACACCCGUCGACCCCCAUCCCUCAUCGAUCCAUCCCUGCUUCUCUGCCUUCGUCUGAGUCGUCGUCGUCGCGACCCGAGUCGCCCGCGGGUCCUCCGAAACGCAUCGUAUCCGGCUCGCUGAAGGAUCGUAUCGCCAAGUUCAACAACGCCGGCUCCUCGCCCCUUCUUCCGAACAAUGAUGGCUCUCAUCCACACUCGUCCACACACACAUCGUAUGCUCGCGGUGGGCUGAUCGGCAACCGGCUACCAUCCCUGGACCCCAAGUCUGCUGGUAUUGUCGGCAGUCCUGGCUUCCGUCGCGUCUCAGAAGGCAAAGGGAUCAUCGGGAACCGCAUUCCUAGCAGCGGUGCGAGCGUCUCGAGCGCUGGCUCAGCGCCCGGAUCCGUUGCUGGUAGCAGGGUGCCCGGCGCAUCAGGCCGAUCUGUGCGAAGCGCGUCACCAGCAGGCUCCGCGACAUCCUCAGUCGCAUCGGCAUCUGCAUCCGCCGCCUCUGGAACACUGGAUUCGGCUUCCGUCGGCACGUCACUGUCUUCCUCGCCCGCCACUUCGCCGGGAGGCGGCUUCAUGCCUCCGCAGUUGUUGGUGUCGACGCUGCCUGACGGUCAUGAGCCUGGGACGAUGACGCCCUCGUCCACACGAGCGGAGGCUGGCGAAGACGCCAUUUCCAUGCCUAGCACGCCGGUACCGACCGCUUCGUCCGAGCUGCCGCCGCCGGAUUAUGAUCUCGUCCCUGGAAACCUGAAGCUCGCCGCUGGCGACGCUAAGGCCGGAGAUGCCAGGAGCGUCUCGUCCGCCAUGUCCGUCUCCAGCUCGCUUGUUUCACAGUACGACCCCGCAUCCGAGGAAGGCCGCGAGGAAGGCGAGCGUCCGACGAACCUGAAGGACGUCAGUGAGGUUAGCACCCCUACUGGCACUCCUCGUCAAGCCUUACGUCAACUAGACAACGAUAGCGUUGCCGGGUCCUCUCGUGGAGCACCUAGCGCCCCGCCUAGCGACACCGGGGACGUCGCCGAUUUGCAGGACAAGCUCGAUGCGUUGAAUGUGGGCUCCGCGGCUGCUGCUGGGAGCAAGGAUGAGUCCGCGGCUGCCCAGGAAGAGAAGGAUACGCCGUCAGCAGACAGCCUAACCCCCGCUACUGUUGACGCAAGGUCUCCCCCGCCCCUUGCAGAGCAGAUCACGCCCAACGCGACCGCCGACAAUGCUUCCAAGGACACUUCGACGACCUCCGUCCCAUCGGCGGAGAAGAGCAGCGCUGCUGACAGUCAAGCAGAGGCUCUCGAGGACUUGGCCAAGCGUGCAGAUGCAGCCGCCGACAAACUGAAAUCCGAAGCAGAAGGCAAGUCCUCUGCCACUCCGGGAAAGGCCGCCAACGACAUUGAGACCAUCAAGGAUGAUGAUACGGCCAAGACCGUGGAUCGGGACGCAACCCCGGAGGCACCCAAGGUCGCCAUCUCGCCCGCACCCGAGAAAGAGGAAGACCAGGCUCCCGGCCCCACCGAGGCGAUUGGACGCCGCAGCGAGGACACCAUCAUGCCUUCUGCAUCAUUAGGAAACCUGUCGACCUCCCCGAGCCAGGACGAUGUCGCGUCCACCCCGCUCGCUAUUCCGAAGGACAAGGACUCUUCCGACACUCCCUCCGUCAUCGACCUCAGCAGCAGUCCGAAGCUGACCUCCGCCGACCGUGACUCGACUCCGGUUCCUCGUGAUUCCACAACAUCUCAGAGCGUCCUGGACCAAAACUCGGACCUGGUCAGUAUGAUCGCUGCUCCAACCGAGCGUCCUUUCUCUGAUGACUUAAGCCAGUCGCAGAUCGACAACUUUGAGGACGAGAUGUCCAAUCGCAGCAGUAUGCCACCUGCGCGCGCCUCAUCCGAGCUUGAGUUCCGGUAUGAGGACCUGCACGAGCGCUUCGGCCCCGACGGAGCCAAGACCAACCCUAACACCAAUUCUUCUCACUCGUUCACUCCCGCUGCGGCGGGGGCAGGCCGCAGCCGCCACUUCUGA